Molecule: messenger RNA, 1505 nt
Organism: Anopheles coustani
Lineage: Eukaryota; Metazoa; Arthropoda; Insecta; Diptera; Culicidae
Gene: PolD2
Product: DNA polymerase delta subunit 2
Exons: 5
Coding region: 54-1433 (459 amino acids)
Biological process (GO): DNA strand elongation involved in DNA replication; DNA replication
Cellular component (GO): delta DNA polymerase complex
Molecular function (GO): DNA binding
Source: RefSeq, a predicted model, not a curated record
UUCCAAAAAAGAAACACGGAACCGCGAGUGUGCGAUCGAAAAUCUCAAGAAAAAUGUUGUUUCCGGAGGAUAAGUACCUGACAAACCAUCCAGCAUCGGGGGGCAGUUUCGAACGUCUGAAAGUGCCGUACCAAAACACGUCGGAUAGUUUCCAUUUUCAUGCGAAAGAUUUCUCCAAACAGUUUGCAUUCAUCUAUGCCUCUCGAUUGGAUGAAAUGCUAAAUUUACUUGAGGAUCGCGUCCAGCAGAAAUGGGGUAACGAUAUUCCGAUCAAACGGUUGGCCGAUCUUCGUGAGGAAUGUCCUCAAAAGUGUGUUAUCAUCGGGACGCUCUUUAAGCAUCAGGAAUUGAAACCCAGCAUCUUGAAAGAAAUCUCGGAAGAAAACCAGCUGGCGCCGCAGCCGCCACGGUCGCACUAUACGAACGACACGGAUAUACUCAUUUUGGAAGACGCAUUGCAACGAAUCAGGCUCGUAGGAAACAUCGAUGUUCAUUCUGUUGUAACUGGUGUUGUUUGUGCUGUAAUGGGGCAAGACAGGUAUGAGGAAAGCGAUGGCCGAUUUUUUGUCGAAGAUUUCAUCUUCUACGAGGGAGGUAUGCAGAAACCUUUAAAACCACUCGAAAGCUCACCUCUGCUCGUAUUGAUGUCGGGAUUGAAUCAGAGUGCUGCAAACGAUUUCUCGAUGUCGUUGGAAUUGUUGCAGCAGUGGGUUUUCGGUAAUAUGGAAGGUUUUGGACAAGACCACGACUGGGAAGCGGCCAGCAUCGUCCGUAUCGUCAUUGCCGGUAACUCGGUGAAAGCAUCGCUAAAACCCAAAAAUCACCUCCAAUCGAAAGCAUCGAACGAGUUGGCGUCAUCCGAACUUCUCAGCGCGGUCAAGGCAGUGGACACGCUUAUUUACAAUCUUGCCCAAUCGGUCCCGGUCGAUCUGAUGCCGGGUGAGUUCGAUCCGGCCAAUCACAUGCUUCCGCAGCAACCGAUGCACCACUGCCUGUUUCCGCGGUCGGCCGAAUUUACCUCUUUCAAGGGCGUACCGAAUCCGUACUCCUUCGAGGUGGCCGAUCGAAUCAUUCUCGGUACGGCCGGUCAGAAUGCACACGAUAUACUGCGCUACUCCAAGCUAGAAACCCCAAUGGACGCCUUGAAAGCCACGCUGCGCUGGAGUCAUAUCUUCCCGACAGCCCCGGAUACCCUGCCCUGCUAUCCGUACUAUCAGAAGGAUCCCUUUAUCAUCAAAGAGUGCCCUCACGUGUAUUUUGCUGGCAACGCAGGAGAUUUCGCGACGGAUCAGUGGAAAGGAUCGAAUGGUGAGUCAGUCCGGUUGGUUUGUGUACCAUCGUUCUCGGAAAAUCAGAGCAUUGCCGUCGUAAACCUUCGCACGAUGGAUUGUAAAAAGGUCAGCUUUAAGAUAGAGGCCAUCGGCGAGGAGUAGUCGAAACAAAACAUUUCUCUAUUUAUGGCCCGUUAAUUUAAAAUAAACAAUAUCAAUUCGUUUUUUAAAUUU